AUGCUGCGCUGCAAGUUCCAGCAGCUGGAGAUUGCCCUUCUGCUGGCCAUGGGCCUGGGUGCACUCCUCUUCCUGUUGCAGGUUGAGCAUAGAGAACUAACUCACCGCAUCCCUCAGGGGGUAAAGCUGGGAUCCCUCCCUGACAUUUCCCCUCCCACAGUCUUCUCCCCGCCUCCGGCUCCCUGCCAUGCCAACACCUCGGUGGUCAAUGCCUCGGGCUUUGCCGAGCUGCCCACCCACAUCAAAAACUUCCUCCUCUACAAGCACUGCCGGAGUUUCCGGCUUCUUCAGGAUGCACUGGGAAAGUGCGGGAGGCCCGGGGCUUCGGAUGAGGUCUUCCUCCUCCUGGCCAUCAAGUCAUCUCCUGCCAACUAUGAGAGGCGGGAGCUGAUCCGGAAGACCUGGGGGCAGGAGCGCACUGUCCACGGGCUGUCCAUCCGCCGCCUCUUCUUGGUGGGCACAGCCUCCAACGCCCUGGAGGCCCGGAAGCUGAACCGGCUGCUGGCCAUGGAGGCGCUCCAACACGGUGACAUCCUGCAGUGGGACUUCCACGACAGCUUCUUCAACCUGACCCUGAAGCAGGUGCUGUUCCUGGAGUGGCAGGCGGCCCACUGCCCAGAGGCCCGCUUCCUCUUUAAUGGCGACGAUGACGUCUUCGCCCACACGGAUAAUAUGGUGGUCUUCCUCCGGGACCUGCUUCCCGACAAGCAUCUCUUCGUGGGCCACCUCAUCAGCCAUGUGGGGCCCAUUCGGCUCAAGUACAGCAAGUACUAUGUGCCCGAGCUGGUGAGCCAGGAGAACUCGUACCCACCCUACUGCGGAGGGGGUGGGAUGCUCAUGUCACACUUCACUGUCCAGGCCAUCCGCCGGGCCUCCCUGAGCAUCGAGUUCUUCCCCAUCGAUGACGUCUACCUGGGCAUGUGCCUGCAGAGGGAGGGGCUGCAGCCUGCCUCCCACAUGGGCAUCCGCACGGGUGGGGUGCAUGUGCCCUCCACCCAGCUUGGUUCUUUUGACCCCUGUUACUACCGGGAGCUGCUUCUGGUGCACCGCUUUGUGCCCUAUGAGAUGCUGCUGAUGUGGCAGGCCCUGCAUGAGCCAGGACUGGUGUGCGGCAAGAGGACCCUGAAGUACCAGAGGGUGUAG
Messenger RNA from Tachyglossus aculeatus (Australian echidna), 1143 nucleotides. RefSeq names its product UDP-GlcNAc:betaGal beta-1,3-N-acetylglucosaminyltransferase 3 (gene B3GNT3). The transcript has a single exon. NCBI's taxonomy places the organism in Eukaryota, Metazoa, Chordata, Mammalia, Monotremata, Tachyglossidae. The record is from RefSeq and is a predicted model, not a curated record. Bases 1 to 1143 code for a protein of 380 amino acids. Gene Ontology annotation, cellular component: membrane. Gene Ontology annotation, molecular function: hexosyltransferase activity.